Aphidius gifuensis is the source of this 2760-nucleotide messenger RNA. Its product is annotated as glucose dehydrogenase [FAD, quinone]-like. The record is from RefSeq and is a predicted model, not a curated record. Gene Ontology annotation, molecular function: flavin adenine dinucleotide binding; oxidoreductase activity, acting on CH-OH group of donors. The transcript has 4 exons. Bases 43 to 2088 code for a protein of 681 amino acids. Lineage: Eukaryota; Metazoa; Arthropoda; Insecta; Hymenoptera; Braconidae.
CAGUGUUUAUUUUAAUUUGCGUAUAGCUCUUGUAUAUUCACAAUGAGUGUCACUACAAUGGAUUACGGUCCAUCUUUAAUUACAAGUACGUUAGCCUGCGAAACUAUGAAUAGAGCAGAGCAACCAUGUCGAUUUGAUGAUUCAACAUCAUUUAUGCAAAAUAAAUGUGGUAACAUGACAGCUUUUAUGUUGCUCUUGCAAACAGUCAUGUUAAAUGAUUGUGAAAUUGCUGAUCCUUGUAGAAGACCAGAAACCAAUGACAUCAAUGACGAUGAACAAUUUGAUUUUAUUGUUGUUGGAGCAGGUUUAGCUGGUCCAGUUAUUGUUCGUCGAUUAGUUGAUCAUUUUCCAUCAAGCAGUAUUCUAUUGGUUGAAGCAGGUCCAUCAGAGCCAACAAUGAAUUCAUUUCCAGGUUUUGCUUUCAAUGCAAUUAAUUCAGAUCUCGAUUGGAAUUUUAAAACAGAACCAACUGAAGGAAAUCCAACUGCUUGUUUAGAAACAGAUGGUGUUUGUAGUUGGCCACGUGGAAAAAUGAUUUCUGGAACAAGUGGAUUUUAUGGUAUGAUGUAUAUCAGAGGUCAUCCAGAUAUUUAUAAUAGUUGGGCAGAUGAUGGAAGUACUGGUUGGUCUUAUGAUGAAAUUGAAAAAUAUUUUGAUCGUGCAGAAGAUUUUCAAGAUUAUGGAAUGAUUCCAAAUGACAUUGAUGAUGAUGGUGGUUAUUAUUAUGAUAAUGAUGAUGAAGAAGAUGAUGAUGAUGAUGAUGAUGACAAUAAUGAUAUUGAUAAUAAUGACAUUGACAAUAAUGAUAUCGAUGAUAAUGAUAAUGAUAAUAAUUCAACAGAAGAAGACAGCAACAUUGCACUUUUAAAAGUUGAAUAUUUCCAUCAUAAUCCAAUGUUUUCAGAUGUUAUACUUACUGCUGCUCAAGAGCUUGGCUACACUGAACCAACAUGGAAAGGACCAAAUCAAACUGGUUUUUUGCAUGCACCAAUGAUAACAGACAAUGGACAAAGAGGAACAACAUCAAGAUUUUAUUUGCGACCAAUUGCUCAUGCUGAAAAUCUCAAGGUAUUAAUUAAUGCUUAUGUUACGAGAAUCAUUAAAAAUGAACAAGACAAUGGUGUUGAUGGUAUUGAAUUAAUUGACAAAAAAGGAAAUAAAAAAAUAAUAAAAGCAAAUAAAGAAGUAAUAAUAUCAGCUGGUGCAGUUGGAUCACCACAAAUACUUUUAUCAUCUGGAAUUGGACCAAAGGAAGAUUUGGAAAAUUUAAAUAUUUCCGUUUGGCAAGAUCUUCCAGUUGGUAAAAAUUUACACAAUCAUGUAUCAGUUGGCAUAAGUAUGAGUAUCAAUGACACAUAUUAUCAGGAUAUUACACUUGAGUCAAUUAAUGAAUUUAUAGAUAAUCGUUCAGGGCCUUUGUCAAGUACUGGUAUAACACAAAUUACAGCAUUUUUAGAGAGUAAUUAUUCAAUCCCUGGAGUUCCAGAUAUUCAAAUAUUUUUCGAUGGAUUCAGUUCAGUAUGUCCUAAUUAUGGUCUUGAUAGAGAAUGUCAUAAUGGAAGAUCAAAAUCAUGUCCAGAUCGUCGUAGUAUUACAGCAAGACCAACAACAGUUAUUCCUCGUACACGAGGAACUUUAAAAUUACGAUCAAAUAAUCCAGAAGAUCCACCACUUAUUUAUCCUGAUUAUUUUACUGAUCCAGUUGAUUUGGAAAUUCUUCUUGAUGGAAUUAAAAAAGUCACAGAGCUUCCAGAGACAGACGCUAUGAAAGCAUGGGACUUGAGAUUGGAAGAAGAAAUUAUACCUGAAUGUUCCAGUUACGAGUUUGCUAGUGAUUUUUAUUGGAGAUGUUUGAGUCGUGUUAAAACUGGACCAGAAAAUCAUCAAGCUGGUACAUGUAAAAUGGGUGCAGCUGAUGAUCCAUCAUCUGUCGUUGAUCCAGAGCUUCGAGUUAUUGGAAUUUCUGGUUUACGAGUUGCAGAUGCAUCAAUAUUUCCAACUGUACCAAAUGGAAAUCCAGCUGCUGGAAUUGUUAUGGUAGCUGAAAAAGCAGCUGAUUUAAUUAUUCAAACUUGGGAUAAAGAAUAAAAUAUUUUAUUCUUAAUUAAUAGUUGAAUUAUUAUUUGUUGAUUAGAAAAAUUAAACUGUUAUUAAAUUUAUUUUGUCAUUUGGAUUUCAAUAAAAACAAUAAAUAAAUAAAAAUAUAUAUUAUAUAGUUGUUUUAUCAAACUAACAUUUGAUAUGAGUCCACGAGUAUUGUGUGUGCGUGUUUAAAGAUGAUGAUAAUAGAGUAUAUUUAAGUGGAUGAUAAGUGCUAUACAACCGGUUCUCAUCUAUCUAUCUUGAGCAUAAUAUCAUAGCAUCAGACAAAGUCGACAGUCAAGUAGUCUGCCCCUUCCUGAUUUAUUUUUUUAUUUUUUUUUUUUUCAACAACACAGCUGACAACACAGCUUCAAUGCCACCACACCACGUAGACUUUUGUUUGUAUGAAUACAGACAGACACAACUUGUCUCUUCAAUAAAAUUUAAAAAUUAUAUUGCUUUUGCUUUUGUAUUUUUUAAUUAUAAAAAUUGUUAUCAGUGUGAUUAGUGCUGUGCUUUUAUAUAUUAUUAAAAUAAAUAAAAAUGUUACGUUUGUGUUUAUCCCAAUGGAAAAUCCAAAAUUCAAUGAGAAAAAAAGUUAAAAUAUUUAUCAAUCCUUUGAUAGAUAAUUACAAAAAUAAUAAAAAUAAAAACAUUCGAGAAUAUGGAACAGAAAAA